AAACAAGGAGGGAGAGGCCUCGCGCAGGAGGAGAAAAGAAAGAGAGAGAGAGAGAGACAGAGCACACCGAAGUAAGGGAGAGUUUGUUGAGCAGAGUGACGCUUCAAGGAAAAUCACAAAUUCGACGGCCAUAGAGUCAAAAUCAGCCGAAGCCCCCAACUAGAGAGUGACAGUAGACUCAAAGAGCUUUCCAUCCGUAGAUAAUUCACUCCGCACAGAGAUCAGGAGGUCGGUCAAAAGGGGUCCGAAAACACCGUUUUUCGGAAUGCCCGCCGGUGAAAGGAUCAGCUGACACCCUCUAGGAAAGAGCCAAUUUCGGCGGAGAAAUUAAGAAACACGUAAUUCGGAGUGGACCAAGCCAACAAGCUUGACGUUGAUUGGAGGGUGAGGUCCGAAAGAAGCUGACUCCACCUGUUUGUGAGCAGAAUCCGAGGCUGUAAGGACACGAGAUCCUCAUGGACAGAGGGCAGAGUUUGAGAGAGAUAAAGAGAGAAGAGGAAGAGAGCACCGAGGGUGCAUCCACUUCUUCAUUCAUCUCUCCGGAAGCCGCAGUUGUAGGUAGUGGUCAAUACGACGUGUUCUUGAGCUUUAGAGGCUCGGAUACCCGCAAGGGAUUCACCGAUUACCUCUAUCACAGUUUGGUCAAGGCAGGGACUGUACCGUUUUGUGUGUUCCGGGACGAUAUCAACAUCCCAAUUGGUGAGGAAUUUGGUUCACAGAUUUUCGAUGCCAUCGCACGGUCUAAGAUUUCGAUCCCUGUCAUCUCCGAAAAUUAUGCUUCGAGCAAAUGGUGCCUCCGCGAGCUCAUUCGUAUCAUGGACCGCAAGAAGAGCACGUCGCACAUAGUGUUGCCCAUUUUUUACAAAGUUGCCCCAUCGGAGGUGCGGCAUCUAACAGGAAAUUUUGGAAAUGCCUUCCGUUCGAGUAAGGAGCGUUUUGACGAGAAGGAUAUCCGGGAAGGGCAAUGUGCACUUAACGAAGUCAGCUACUUACAUGGAUGGGAAUCUGAGAAAAUUGCCAACGGGCAUGAGGGAGAAUUAAUAGAACGCGUGGUCAAAACUGUUGUAAGCAAGUUACAGGAAGAUUUCCAGUUAGAUGUGCCUAAGCAACUAGUUGGACUUGAUGGUCGUUUGAAGGAAAUUAUGGAUUGGAUAGACAGUCCUUCCAUCAAUGCUCGAAUGAUUGGAAUUUAUGGCAUGGGCGGGAUAGGCAAGACAACUCUUGCCAAGUGCAUCUACAAUCAACUCUCGGAUAAAUUUGUGCAUGUCAGCUUCCUUCCAGAUGUUCGAGAAACUAUAAAGCGCCACGGUAUUACGCAUCUACAGAGUCAACUUGUAUCGGAUAUACUAAAGGGGAAAAAUGAAGUGUCUAGAGUUGAUGAUGGAAUUAAUAUAAUCAAAUCUAGAUUCCAAGGAAAAAAGGUUCUCAUUCUUCUUGAUGAUAUAGAUGACAAAAAUCAACUAGAUGCUUUGGCUGGGGAACGUAAUUGGUUUACGGCAGGAAGUAUGAUCAUUGUUACGACUAGAAAUAAAGCCGUUCUUGAUCAAUCUGAAUUCGAAGUAGACUACAGGUAUGAAUUGGGUGAAUUGGAUGGUGAGAAUGCUUUGCUUUUGUUUAACAGACAUGCAUUUCGUAUGGAUCAUUCUCCGUGGGACUUUAUGGAUAUAUCUCAUUAUAUCAUAUCCACCAUGGGUGGACUUCCCUUGGCACUUAAGGUUGUAGGUUCAUACUUGUAUAAAAAAACGAACCGAAAUGUAUGGGAAGAUGUGCUGAAGCAAUUACAAAGCCAACCACAUAAAGAUGUCCAAAAGAUGUUGGGAAUAAGUUAUGAUGCAUUAGAAGAUGACCAGAAGCAGAUUUUUCUCGAUAUUGCUUGUUCUUUAAUUGGCAAAGAGAGCAAAUUCGCUAUGUACAUGUGGGAGGACCGUGGGUUUUAUCCAAAUCAAGGAAUUGAAGAGUUGAAGUUGAGGUGCUUAAUUAAAAUUGGAGAUCAUGGUGAGUUUGAAAUGCAUGAUCAACUGAGAGAUCUUGGAAUAAGCAUUUUUCGCCAAGGGCACCUGCUUGGGAAACGUAGCAGACCAUGGGACAGGGACUAUGGGGGAGUCUCAAGAGUACUAAAUGAUCAGAGCUUCUUCUUGUUCAAAGACUUGAUGCGGAAAGCUUCAAGCGGUGACAUCAACGCACUCCUUUCUGAAGUAGGAUGGCUUCAGUGCAGUGUCUUUGGAAUCGAUUCGUCUCUUUGGCCGACCAAUUUGCAUCUACCAGAAUUAGCGGUGCUGGAUUUAACAAACACCGGGUCACGAGAGGAUUGGGAAGGAUGGAGUUCAAUCAUGAUGGCGGCGGAAAAGCGGCUACAAGUUCUCGAUCUUGGAGUUUGCAUAUAUUUAAGAUGUAUGCCUGAUCUCUCGGCUUUCACGCAGUUGAAGAUUCUCAUCUUGAGCAAUUGUUGGCAAAUGGGGUUUCUCCACCCUUCUAUUGGCCAACUCAAAAGCCUCGUUUCCUUGAACUUGAGUAGCUGUUAUAGUCUCAAUGAGCUACCAGAGGAAGUGGGCGAAUUAAAAGAUUUAGAAGAACUUCUAUUAGAUUAUGCUAGUGCUAUUUCAAAGAUUCCUACGUCUAUUGGCUCUCUAAGGAAGCUGGAGACACUGAGCGCCUGCUUUUGUGAUUCAUUGAGAGAAAUCCCUAGCUCAAUUGCGGAUUUACAGAAUUUGCAACGUCUGGACUUGAGUGGUUCUGCGAUUGAAAAGCUUCCUAGUGCUAUUGGAAGGUUGACAAAUCUGAGGACCCUACUUCUCCAAUCAUGCAAUAGUCUGAAAGGGGCAAUUCCAAGUGAAAUCGGUGACUUGUCUUCGCUCGAGAUUCUCGAUAUGGCUUUUGCACCGAUACCUGACCUGCCAGAAAGCAUCCGGAAUCUUUCUUCUCUCCAACGCCUUAGCCUAUUGGGCUGUAACAAUCUCCGGUCGCUGCCAGAGCUUCCUUCGGGCUUAACACAUCUGUUGGUCUCUUGUCAGAGUCCCAGGUUGCCACAGCUUUCUAGCCUAAUCCACCUAGAAGAACUUCAUCUUCAGGCGUGCAAUCUACUUCAAUACAUCCCCGAGCUUUCACAAUUAAAUCGUCUGAAACGCUUGCGCGUUCAGCAUUGCAAUUACCUAGUUGAAAUUGAGGGCCAUGAUUAUUUGGAGUUCUUGGAGGGCAUAUUUAUAGAUGACUGCAAUUCCAUCAAAAGGCUUCUCUGUCCAAGAUCACGGUGUUUGAAGCAAUUAGUGGCUGUCAGGUGCAGCAAUCUAGUCGAAAUUCAAGGUCUUGACGGUGCAAAGUUCUUAGAAAAAUUGGAUUUUACAGGAUGCAAAUCAAUGGAGGCUUUGCCAGAUUUGACGGGAUGUGAGAAGUUACGAUCUCUAGUAGUUAAAGACUGCAAGAAACUUGCUCAGCUUCGGGGACUUGAAAAGUUGGAUUUAGUUGAUUUGGAUAUUUCUGGUUGCGACUCAAUGGAAACGCUACCGAAAUAAUCUAGAAAGAAUACGCGUCCUUGGAAAUUAUGUAGAGAUCCGUCUCGAUAUCUCUGUUGAAAUAUUAUACUGUGGUGAUAAUCAUGUGAUGAAUCUUAUACCCAUAUUACAACAGUGAGACGAGUCAUGAUUCCUUAACAGAGGGUUCUGUACUUUCCUAAUUUGCUAGUCGUACGUAAUUGAAGGAGUGGUGGAUUUGGUCGUAGAAGCUUACAUGAUGCUUCAGCCAAGAUCAAAAUGUCAAUAGAAGGCAUUGGUCAUCUAGUUUGGUUGGUCCAUGUACUGAUCAAGGCUUACUUUGGGACUUCAAUUCAAUGAGCUGUAUCGAUGACCUUUUGCAUAAUUGGGACAAUUAUUUGCUUGUCUGUGAAAGAAUUUGCUAAUUAGUUUGCAUCCCGUUUGAUCCUAUUGUUGUCAUGGAAUUGUUUUAUCACAUGACUGAUUUGGGUGUGGCUAACUUGGCUGAGUUACUUCAAAUUCCAUACUUGAGACCAGUCAAAAUGAAGAAAAGGGAUUUGCAGAGGAAACAUCGGCAACAGCUGAGGACCAUCUUGUGUGCCAAACUUGAAGAGGCUCUGGGGCCACCUAGAGUGUCCUGAGGAAGUUUUGAUGCUUGUGAAGAAUCUAACAUUUGAUCUGGUCUCAACAGCACAUAACUAAAUGAUUGUAAAUGUAAAUUGAAUCUGCUUUCUGUAUGCUCAUUUAUGUCGCUGCUGAUUUUUUUGUAUGUUACCCUGAUGCAGAGUUGUUUGAUGUAGUUGCGUUCUAAUGAUAUCUCUCCUGAACUCGACGAGGCUCUGCAAAGGGAGGUAUGCACUACAGUGUCCUGAGGAAGUUUUGAUGCUUGUGAAGAAGAGGAAUUUUGCAAAGGGAGUAUCAGCAACAGCUGAGGCCAACUUGAAGAGGUUCGUGGGCCAACUAGAGUGUCCUGAGGAAGUUUUGAUGCUUGUGAAGAUCGAAACACUUGUUCUGGUGUCAACAGUACAUACCUGAAUGAUUGUGAAUAGUAGUUUGAUGAGGUCGCGUUCUAAUGAUAUCACUCCCGAACUCAAUGAGGCUCUGCAAAGGGAGAUUCAAGCUGCAUUUCAUUCAAAUUCGGAGAAAGUCCCCCAACGCAGCACGAAGGAGAUGCGGGCAGGAAUGAGCCGUCAUCAUGAGACAUUAUGGAAAGGCGUCACAAAGUUUCUCGUUAUUGGCGUUCAUCGUGUGCUCCCGUGUUUGUUAAGACUCUCCAUAGGAGACUUGAUAGAAAGCGACCUCUUCUCACAUGGUGUAGUAGUCCUUUGUGAGCUUUGACAUCGUGACAUUUGUUAGCAAAGCCGAAUCUCAAAGUGCUUGCAGGAAGACCGCGUGUGCAGGUGGCUCCGUAUGUGAAUUCAAGCAUAAAAUCGAAGUUGUCAACAAGAUCACCGCUCAGAUGUCCACUUCAAGCAAGAAUUUUGUUAUUGGGAGAGACACCUUUUUCAUGGAAAAAUCGAAUGCCGUGGAAUCAACAAAUAAUCUAUCAAUCGCAGCCAAGAGUUUCAGUGAAAAGGUUUCCAAGAAGACGGUCGUUUCUCAAUUGGAAGAAUUUUGAACACCAAAUAGAAGUGUUCAGUAGUUUCUCUGGUCUGGUUACAUCAGAAAAUGCAUAUAUUGGCAUUUUGCAGUCA
Syzygium oleosum is the source of this 5161-nucleotide messenger RNA. RefSeq names its product disease resistance protein RPV1-like. Gene Ontology annotation, molecular function: ADP binding. NCBI's taxonomy places the organism in Eukaryota, Viridiplantae, Streptophyta, Magnoliopsida, Myrtales, Myrtaceae. The coding region runs from base 456 to 3509 and encodes 1017 amino acids. The transcript has 10 exons. The record is from RefSeq and is a predicted model, not a curated record. Gene Ontology annotation, biological process: defense response; signal transduction.